CUCCAAUGCUCCAAUGGCAAUUUUGACGUCGCAGCGAACGGUUGUGUCUUGUUUCCGUCGAGUUGUAGAGGGGUUAAAGCACAGCUAAUUAGCCAAUUUGUUGUACUGAGUCAGAGAGAACACAUUUUCCAAUUGAAUAAAAUUUGUUUAAAGUGAAUCAAUUAUCUUUCCGAAUCUUCGAAUAAUAAAAGGAAACAACGAAUUCGUGCUCACAGCCAAAGCGGUAUUAUACGCUCUCAAUAACAAUACAAAGAAUAAAAGCAAACGAAAUCAAGUGAGGAAAAAAACUCGCUAAAGAAAAAUCAUUAGCGAGAAGGUGAACAAGCAAAUUAUUGAUUUUCCGUGACGAAACAGAAGAAUAAAGAGAACCUAAGAGCGUCAGCUGAGGUGAAAGACGACAGUGUAAAAAAGAAAAAGGCAAAAAAGAACGCAAAACGCUAAUUUGUUAACAAAAAUAUUGAUAAACAACCCGAAAAAAUUAUUAAUUAACAACAACAAAAAUAAAAAAAAACGGUGUUUGUUCUUGUUGCCGUCUCCGAGCAGCAGUGAAGUAGUAAAAAUAUCUGUGAAGAGGCUCACGAACAGCCGCUGAACAAACCUAAAAUUUACAAGUGUGUGAGAAAUAUAAGAGCUAAGCGGCGACUUUUGCAGCGGAAGUGCAUUUACAUUCAGGUCACGCGUAACGCCCGCAAACUCACGUACGCACCCGACUGCCCCGUUAGAAGGGAGUUGCAACAGCAGCAAAGGCGAACAAGGAACUGCUGAUCAACCAAUAACAAAAACACCAAUACAGAAAUAAAAGAAAAAGAAAGAAAGCUCAAGCCCAAACGCCAUCACAACGCCAGGAUUGACGCAACAGCGCAGUUUGGCCACACCCACAGCCACCACACACACAUACAUACAUAAACAUACCGACAACCACAAGUGCCACUCAUUAAACAACCACUAAGCACCUUGAAAACAACAACAAUUAAAACUACAACAAACCACAAUUCGAUUUAAAGAAGAAGAAACAUCAGAAAUAUACUCUUGUUGUUGUAAGUGUUAAGUUGUCAUGAUGAAGAUGCCGCAAUCUGAAGGCGGCUAUACAGCGCUCGAUAGCGCCGGCACCAAUGGCCAAGAUGGCAGUGGUGGCGCCAUCUAUCAAUCCACCACAGAACCGACCGGUCCACAUUCGGUUUUCGAAUCGAUGAAACGCGCCAUUGGUCAGGUGGUGGGCACAACAAAUGGUAAUGCUCAGGAUACCGACGAUUUGCUAACGACGACCAAUGGGCGUCAGGCCACAAUUGUGGGAUCAAGUGUUUAUUUCAGAGACCGGGACAAAAUCGGUAAGCCACUGAAUACGAAGAUGCCAUCUGCGCCGACACACACGGCCGAGGAGGCACGUCUGUUGGGCACCAUGCCCGUCGACCCUAUGGACGAUAUUGAAUUGCGCUCUGUGUGGCUGCAGUUCCCAUAUACACGCGGCUCCGCACUGCAGGCCUGUGAACAGCGUCGUGUGCCCACCGAUAAGGGCGAUAUUCACGUAGCCGUACAGGGUGACACUACAAAGCCAGCCAUUUUGACGUAUCACGAUCUGGGUUUGAAUUAUGCUACUAGCUUUGCUGGAUUCUUCAACUUUCCUCCACUUCGUAGUUUGCUGGAGAACUUCUGCGUCUAUCAUGUUACAGCUCCUGGACAAGAGGAAGGAGCACCUAUAUUGCCAGAAGACUACGUCUAUCCAACCAUGGAUGAAUUGGCCGCUCAGCUGGUUUUCGUGAUGUCACAUUUUGGUCUGAAAUCGGUGAUUGGUUUCGGUGUUGGCGCUGGCGCCAAUAUACUGGCACGCUUUGCACACACCAAUCCGGAUAAAGUCGGCGCUUUGGUGCUCAUCAAUUGCGUUUCGACACAAUCCGGCUGGAUUGAGUGGGGCUACCAGAGUUUCAAUACUCGCUUCUUGCGCACCAAGGGCAUGACUCAGAGCGUCAUCGACUAUCUGAUGUGGCAUCAUUUGGGCCGUAAUCCCGAGGAGCGCAACUAUGAUAUGGUGCAAAUGUUUAAGCAACACUUUGAACGCGGCGUCAAUCCCACUAAUUUGGCCAUGUUCAUCAAUUCGUAUAUACAUCGCAAUGACUUGAAUAUUACACGUACACCACCCGGCACUCCCGGUACGCAGCCAUCGUCGUGCACACUGAAAAUGCCGGUCAUUAAUAUUACAGGCGCUUUGUCGCCACAUGUCGAUGAUACCGUUACCUUCAAUGGGCGCUUGGAUCCAACCAACUCAUCUUGGAUGAAGAUCUCCGAUUGCGCCAUGGUGAUGGAGGAACAACCGGCGAAAUUGGCCGAAGCCUUCAGGCUUUUCCUGCAGGGCGAGGGCUACGCCACGCCUCUCUCCACACCAGCCACCUCGCCAUGUGGCACCAAAUAUCAGACCUACUCGUCCAUCUUCUUUGCCAAUUUCAAGGAGCAGCUCGAGAAGGAGCGUCGCGAACAGCAAGCUGAGCAGCAGCAACAGCAAAAACAAAAGAAGCUGCGCAGCAAUGUGCGUCUCUGUCGCGAAACUGCCAUCAACAACAACAACACCACAAACGCCGGUUAUACCUCGAGUAGCGGUGACGCCUCCGGCGGUGAGUCUGACGGCAACGGCAAUCAGUCGAUUGAGCGCGAACGCCAUUUGCCCGCCUGCGACAUGCGGAAGGACUUGGACGAUGACUUAGACUUCGAGGCGGAGCCGGAGGUGAGCGUGAACGGCACGGCAUACACGAGCGCGCAGAAGAUGCGCAUCACGGAGAACCCACUGCCGGAGGCUGUCAGCUGUUAGAUGGCAGGCGAGUGACUAACAACAAAAGAGCGAGCGAUAUAGCGGCAGGGAGAGAUGAAGAGAGCGAAAGUUAACGUAAACGUAAGUGAAGUGUCGAGGAAGUGUAACGGAACCUAGCGAAGCGGCGCUUCGAGUUGUGCGAGUUAGAAGUAUAUCAUUUAAGCAUUGCUGCGUUUCUUCAUGCCACCAUUGAAGAUGUUUCUCCUGGCGCUCAGAAACCUACUGUAGUACUAAAUUUAAUAAAUUACCUAAAAACCAAAAACGACACCGACAAGCUGCUGAAACUGAGCUGUGCGCCCCACAUGCUACAUACACAAAUGCAAUAAAUCAAUUCUGAAAGCGAAAUGUCACUGCUGCAGCCGAAACCGCCCAUAAAGCCAUACAAAUAAUUGUUAUUACUUAGAUAUUAUUUAUUUUAGUGAAUUUGUGCUUAAAAGUGAUUAAAUAUGGGGCGAGAAUUGUAGUUAAGAAUAUACUUAAAUGUCACUCUUUAAUAAAAUUCACAAAAAUAAAAACAAAAUGAAGUAUUUGAGAAAUUCUCUAAUGAUGCCUAACUACAUUUCAUUGGCCUUUAUUUAGAAACAUCAACAAAAAAAUUUAUGAAUUUCAUUAAUAUUUUUUGGAAAAUAAAUAAAUGUUUAAUUAAACCAUUCUAAUAGCUAAAAUUAGAACAAAAAAAAAUAAAAUAUUAUUAUUAGAUUACCAAAUGAUUCGCAAAAUAAACGAUGUUAGCUAGCAUUGGAAUUGUUAACCCAAAAAAUAAUAAUAAAAAAUAAAAUUAACAUAAAAUCGAAAAAAUAAAAACUAUAAAAUUUUUCUUGAAGAAAUUAGUUUUAUAAAUUCGUGUUAAAUUAAAAAAAUAAUUCAAAAUAUUCGAAUAUAUUCGAAAAAAUCCUUAGCAGCAACUCUUCAUUCCAGACCGACAUGGCGUAUACGUAACACAAGCAUUUAGCACUCAAGCUGAAGCAGUUGCAGAAUGGAUUUGAAUUACAAAAGUACACUGGUGAAUGAAAAUAAUAUUAUUUCAAAAAAUAUAUAAUAUAAAAUUAAAACAAAAAUUUAUAAAAUUUUUAAAAAAUUUAUAUUUUUAAAUUUUAAGUUUUCAAAUUUUUUUUAUUUAAAAAUUAAAAAAACAAAAUAAUAUAAAAUAAAAACCAAUAAGAAAAUAAAAUAUUUUAUAAAUUAAAAUUACAUUUUAUUUUUUUUUUAUUUUAAAAUUAUAAAUUAUUAAAAUUUUAUUAAUUAAUUAUUUAAAAGUUUAUUUAGAAAAAAAAUAUAUUUUUUUUUUUUUUUGAAUGGUUUUUAUACUAUUAGUAUACUUUUUUUUAUAGGAAAAAAAUCUAAUAUUUUAAAAUAAAUAUUUUUAUUGAUAAUUUUUAAAAACUCAAAAAGAAAUCCAAUAUUUUUCCAAGUAUUAGAGUAAAAUUUAUAAUAAAUUUUACUUUUUGCAUUAUCAAAGGAAUUAUUUUAGAACGAAAACUGCAAACGCCACCAGAAAACUCCACUAAAAUUUGUAAACUUUCCAAAACUUUACAAAAAUUCAUUCUGCAACACUUCCGCCGUCAAAAGCAACUUGAAUAUUAAAACUUAAACAUAAUAAAAAAACCCACAUUGUACUUAUAUAACCGCUUAGUUUGUUUCAUUUCACUUUGUGCCUGAAAUAUUUUAUGAUUACUUAUAUUGUAAUGAAGAAAAAACACCGUUAAAUAAGUUAAACCAAAUAAAAAUAAAAAAUAAAAUAAAAGUGAGAAAAAAACCAGGAAAGUUGAACAAAGUGCAGGGAUUGAUUAAAAUCAAUAAUAACGGUUAUAGUUAUGAGAGUGAGUAUUGACAGGAAAAUAUCAAAUAUAAUAACGAGCUUUCUUGUUGCAAGCGAUUUUUGCUUAUUGUUGAAUUUAGCUAAGCAAGCGAUUAUUUUAAGCCACACACAAAAAACAUUGCAAAUUCAAAUAUUUUAAGUACUCACACACACACACACAAACGCAUUUACACCGAUGUAGGGCAGAUGAUGAUGAUGAUGAAGAUGAAAAUACGAAGUAAGAAGUUUAACAGUAAGUAUUUCAUUUCGAAAUCAAUGUAGUUACAUAAAUAUAUUUAAAACUCAACGAAAGCUUAGCAAAUGAAGCUUCAUAAAAUAACAACAACAAAAUACAGUAGGCGACCAGCGUUUGUAGAUAAAAGAGUAAAUAAAAUUUAUGCAAUUAAAUGCAACGCUGUUAACGAAAUGUGUAGCAAAAAUAAAUUUGUGUAAAACCAAAAAAUAAAAAAAAAAAUUCAAAAAAUUCAAAAUUACAAACACUAAAUAUCGAAGAUACUUUAAAAGAUAACUGUAAUUACUUUAUGUGCUAGUAAAACGAAUUGAAGAAAGUCCUCGGAUGCUGAGGUGUCUUUCAUAUGUGAACUGUACUAAUGUUCAUUAUAAUUAACGCGUAGACUACGCAGACUAGAUAUUUUGUUUCAGAGAGGAAAUCACGAUCCUUGCAUAUCAAAAAAAAAAAAAAAAUAA
Molecule: messenger RNA, 5306 nt
Organism: Zeugodacus cucurbitae (melon fly)
Lineage: Eukaryota; Metazoa; Arthropoda; Insecta; Diptera; Tephritidae
Gene: MESK2
Product: protein NDRG3
Exons: 8
Coding region: 1055-2800 (581 amino acids)
Biological process (GO): signal transduction
Cellular component (GO): cytoplasm
Source: RefSeq, a predicted model, not a curated record